Messenger RNA from Polyodon spathula (Mississippi paddlefish), 3078 nucleotides. Its product is annotated as transient receptor potential cation channel subfamily V member 4-like. Gene Ontology annotation, biological process: osmosensory signaling pathway; actin filament organization; calcium ion import across plasma membrane. Lineage: Eukaryota; Metazoa; Chordata; Actinopteri; Acipenseriformes; Polyodontidae. Gene Ontology annotation, molecular function: protein binding; calcium channel activity. The record is from RefSeq and is a predicted model, not a curated record. Gene Ontology annotation, cellular component: membrane; cilium. The coding region runs from base 458 to 2995 and encodes 845 amino acids. The transcript is spliced from 18 exons.
UGGACUGAAACUAAACCGGGUUUAUGUUCUCGAUUGUUCUAAGUGGAAAGCCAAAAGAUUUGAAAGGGUAGAGCCUUCUCGGUUUCUGUGCAGAACUUUGUCAAAGGAUUCUUUCACUGGAUUCAGGACUAAUCUGGAAGAAACCUUCAAACUGCAGGAGCGGAAAGGGAAUUGGAAGCUGUGUCUCGCAGCAGGGUCCCCCAGGGUCCCUGCUUUUCAUUGAUUUCAAAAACAAGCGAGCCAACAACAAGCCCUUCUCUCGAAACGGCUGACCUGUAAUCGUGGACCCUGAUGUCUGUUUGUUUCUGGACCUCUGGCUCCGAGAGGAUUUGAACAUGUGUAUGCGGGGUUCCUUCCAUCCUCUCGGUAGAGACGAACUGUGCAGGGCUCUGCUGAAUUACAUAGCCCGGCAUCACCGCUAUAUUUACCCGUCACCAACAUUUUGGGGUUCUACCGCAUGACCAUGACAGACCCGGAAGAACCCCCUAACGUUGCAGGCUUAGGUUCGGGGGACGCAGGAGACCCCCAGCCUGAGAACGACUCCUCGUUCCCGCUGUCCUCCCUGGCCAAUCUCUUUGAGGGGGAGGAGACCGCCCCCUUGCCUGAGCCCCACCCCGGAGAGACCCGGCAGAACCUACGAAUCCGCUUCCAGGAUGCCUUCAAGAAGGGCAUCUCCAACCCCAAGGACCUGCUGGAGUCCUACGAGUCGCCAGUGGCCGCUGCACCCAAGAAAGCCCCCAUGGAUUCCCUCUUCGACUAUGGCAGCUACCGGCAGCCCAACGCCAACAAGCGCCAGAGGAAAAAGCUGCUGUGCGAUGUCUCCAGUGUAAAGGAUCUUGCCCAAGACCCCCCUCCGGUGCUCAAGAUGUUUACGCGGUUGCUGCUGUUCGACGCAGUGUCACGGGGAAAUACCUCCGACCUUCAGGGGCUGCUUCCCUUCCUGCUGGCACACAAGAAACAACUAACUGACGAGGAGUUCAGAGAGCCAUCGACUGGGAAGACCUGCCUGCCCAAAGCCCUGCUCAACCUCUACAGCGGCUGCAAUGACACCAUCCCUCUGCUGGUGGAAAUCGCCGAGAAAACGGGCAACCUGCGAGAGUUCAUCAACACCCCCUUCAGAGAUCUCUACUACCGGGGUCAGACCGCUCUCCACAUUGCCAUCGAGAGACGCUGCAAGCAGUACGUGGAGCUGCUGGUGGAGAAGGGGGCUGACGUUCACGCGCAGGCCAGGGGACGCUUCUUCCAGCCCAAGGACGAGGGUGGAUACUUCUACUUCGGUGAGCUUCCUCUAUCCCUGGCGGCCUGCACUAACCAGCCUGACAUGGUCCACUACCUGGUCCAGAACGCACACAAGACGGCGGACCUGCGGCGGCAGGACUCCCGCGGGAACACGGUUCUGCACGCUCUGGUGCACAUCGCUGACAACACGCGGGAGAACACGCGCUUCCUCACCAAGAUGUACGACUUGCUGCUCAUCAAGUGCGCCAAGCUCUACCCAGACUGCAACCUGGAGACCGUGCUCAACAACUACGGCAUGUCCCCACUCAUGAUGGCAGCCAAGCUGGGCAAGAUCGAGGUGUUCCAGCACAUCAUCCGACGGGAGAUCACGGACGAGAGCGCUCGGCACCUCUCCAGGAAGUUCAAGGACUGGGCGUACGGACCGGUCUACUCCUCCCUGUAUGAUCUCUCCUCGCUGGACACCUGUGGGGAGGAGGUGUCUGUGCUGGAGAUCCUGGUCUACGACAGCUGUGUCGAGAACCGUCACGAGAUGUUGGCGGUGGAGCCAAUCAAUGAGCUCCUGAGGGAUAAGUGGCAGAAGUUCGGCGCUGCCUCCUUCUACAUCAGCGUGGUGUCCUACCUGGUUUCCAUGGUGAUCUUUACUCUGGUUGCGUACUAUCGACCCUCAGAGGGCAAGCCCCCCUACCGGUACCAGAGCAGCACAGACUACCUGCGCCUGGCGGGAGAGUGCAUCACCCUGUUCACUGGAGUCGUCUUCUUCCUCACCAACAUUAAGGAUCUGUUCCUCAAGAAGUGUCCGGAGUUCAGCUCCUUGCUUAUGGAAGGGUCCUUUCAGCUGCUUUAUUUUAUCUACUCCGUGCUGGUGCUAGUGACGGCAGCGCUCUACCUGUCUGGGAUCAAUGCCUAUGUGUCAGUGAUGGCGUUGGCGCUGGUGCUGGGCUGGAUGAACACACUCUACUUUACCAGAGGACUGAAACUCACCGGGACCUACAGCAUCAUGCUGCAGAAGAUUCUCUUUAAGGACCUCUUCCGGUUCCUGCUGGUCUACUUACUCUUCAUGAUCGGAUACGCUUCAGCCCUGGUGUCCCUCCUGAACGUGUGCCCCAGCUCUGACACGCCCUGCCCAGGGGGACAGUGCCCCACGUACCCCCUGUGCCGUGACAACACCACCUUCAGCACCUUCCUCCUGGACCUCUUCAAGCUGACCAUCGGCAUUGGUGACCUGGACAUGAUCAACAGCACCCAGUACCCCGCGGUCUUCCUCACCCUGCUUGUCACCUACAUCAUCCUCACCUUCGUGCUGCUGCUCAACAUGUUGAUCGCUCUGAUGGGGGAGACGGUGGGAAAGGUGUCCAAGGAGAGCAAGAAGAUCUGGAAGCUCCAGUGGGCCACGACCAUCCUGGACAUCGAGCGCUCCUUCCCAGUGUGUCUGCGGAAGAAGUUCCGCUCGGGGGAGAUGGUCACGGUGGGCAAAGGCUUCGACGGGACCCCCGACCGGAGAUGGUGCUUCAGGGUGGAUGAGGUGAACUGGUCUCACUGGAACCAGAACCUUGGCAUCAUCAAUGAGGACCCAGGGAAGAACGAGACGUACCAGUACGAUGGCAUGCCGACCAGCAUGAAGGGGCUCCGCAGAGACCGCUGGUCCUCGGUGAUCCCACGUGUGGUGGAGCUCCACAAGAGCCCUCGCUCGGAGGAGGCGGUGAUGGUGGAGAUGGACCCCUUGUUACAGGGCAAACGGAAAACUAUAGACACCUAGAGAAGAGACGACACCACUGCUCCCCAGCCACACCGACCACUGCCCCUCCCUCAGAGACUCUGGAAGGGUCUCCGGCUGCUUGA